Molecule: messenger RNA, 1213 nt
Organism: Schistosoma guineensis
Lineage: Eukaryota; Metazoa; Platyhelminthes; Trematoda; Strigeidida; Schistosomatidae
Source: the annotation of a GenBank genome assembly
GGAAGAGUAACUAACCAAUAUGGUCAAUAAUUUAUGCAAAGAUAUAUAUACACAUAUAUUAUGUUACUGUUUCAGCUAACUCUAAGUGACUUUCAAAAAAAGUUCUUUUUAGGAUGAAACAUCCAGAAAACCAAUUGUAUUCAAAUUUGAACUAAGCGUGGGUUUGUAGUCAAAGCUAUACAACUAUCUUAUCAACUAACCUUUUUGGGAGACAGACAUGAAACUUAAACGAUUAUCCCUCUUUUUUGAUAGGUAGUUUGAAUGAGAAAUUGUAUGUAUGUAUACCUAUGAGUUUAAGCUAGAAUAUUUCUCAAUGUUUCAAGUUGAACUAGUGGAAAAUUGACCGAAUUUACCAAAAUAUUUCUCAUUACUGAUGUCUACAUUAUUGGCAUGAUUCAAUUCAAUGAUUUGAACUUUUAAUGAACAUAUCACUCUAUACAGACAAAUAUUUGGGAUCACAGAAAUUUACAACUUCCCAUCAUUUAUGUCAACGAAUUCAUCAAAUAGUAUUUCAUCCAAACAAGUAAAACAUCAAACUAUUCACAAUAAACGUACAAAGACCCCAAUCACUUCCAGAACAGAAGUUAGAGAGCCUUUGCAUCAGCUAGAGACUCUAAAGAACGAAAAUGCCAGAUAUAUUUGGUUAACAAGACAAACACAACGAAGUACACCUGUUUUGAACCAGGAGCGACAAUAUGGUCGGAUCAACUUAAUUUCCACACACCGAGGAGAAUCUCCAUCCAGAAGUGGGAAAAGUGAAACGUCUAGUGCAAGAGCGGAACACAGAGGAGGAUUAUUUAAUGUACAUAUGAACAGUGGAAUUAAAGCCCCGUAUUACAUAAUACAUCCGGAAUGGUUAAGUGAGACUAUGACAAUACGACAACUUGGGUUAUCACCUAGACCAACUCCACUGCCAAUAACUAACUGUCUAAACGACAACCAACUGAAUAAACGCAGUCAAACAACAAAUUCUAUUUGUCCAGGAUCUUCAAGGAGAAAUAUGUGUACAGAUUCAUUGAGCUUAGGACAACCAUCUUUUAACCGUUGUAGAAGUUUACCACCGAAGUCAAUAAAUCCCAUAACAUGGGACAGUUGCGGAAAUAAUCCUUGAAAAACUGACAGUGAAACAAUUGGUAAAUGAUUAUAUUAAAGAAAUAAGGGUUACAAAAAAAGAAAUUUAAUUCAUUAAGAAAAUAGAAUUUUUCACUUCAAA